AUGGAGCCCAUGGAAACAGACAGUGCCAAAAAACAGCCGAUCUACACCUCAAGGUUAUGGCGUAUCAAGCUUGGUCUUCGUGCCUUUGACAUCAUCUGCCUUGCCAUCAUAACUGCCAUGGGCAUCUCGAUCCUCAAUCAAUGGAAUGAAAUAGGCCACGGCAUCUUUUUUGCCGCAGCCUUCGUCGGACCGCUCAUCGCAACCUUCAUCUGGGACAUCGCUGAGGCUCUCAGCAUAUAUCGCCGUGCCGGCCGCAGGGGCGUUUAUCCCGGCGUCGUUAUCAUUCUCGACCUGCUAAUGGGGUUGGGCUGGGUGGUCCUCGUUUAUUUUGCUGUCAGGAUAUGGACUGAGCCCAGCCUAAAGGCAUUCUGGGACAACAUCUCGCGGAUAGCGGCCUCAGACGACCCCCCUGAGGUGGUGGAGGCUGUGGCGAAGGUGGUGUACAAUCGGCUUCAUCACUGGAUUCUUUUUUUUAUCGGCUGCUACGAAGCUCAUGACCGUCAAGAAAGAAUCAAGGAGAUUGCCGCGAGGGUUGAGCAGUUACCACGUCCUCGUAGUUAUGGUGGUGCAACUGCUGCUCAGCGCCGUCCAGGCGGGGGAGUUCGAUCGGUGUCGGCGGAGCCAAACGAUGAGCUUGUUCCCCUCGCUGCCUUUAACAACCCGCUCGGCGGCAGGCUGGACCCGAGGGCGUUCUGGUUCUCUUUUCAACUAUUCAGGUCCAGGGCCUGCCAGAUCGAGCUCUGGGGCCAGGCCUGGGAUGUCGCCUCGGGGCGCCUUAUCGUAACGUUGAGACCCCUCCACUUCCUCCUCCGUACGCGACCACAGUCCCACAGGGGCACCGACCCCGACACCGAUUCCUCGGAUUCGGAGUCGGAGCUGGAAAUCCACAUCCCCGGGCCCAAGUGGGAGCCCAAACGUGCGGCAUCAGGGCGUGACUUGGCCUCCUUCCCUCUCUACCCAAAAACGUCACGUCUCUCUCCCUCCCCCCCCUCCCCGGAGGCCAUUGAAGGGUGUCCCUGUGGCGGUGUGGUGUACAGAGGCCACUUCUUUUCUUGCCCUUUCAUCUCCUUCAACAACCCACUCGCUGGCAGGCUAGACCGGAUGGCCUUCUGGUCCUUUUUCCAUCUGUUUAAGUCCAGAUCCUCCCAGGUCGAACUCUCCGAGCAAGCCUGGGACGCUGCCACAGGGCGCCCUAUCCCGAUAUCACGACGCCCUCGUGCUCCCCUCCCCCGGGCCCGCUCCCAAGCCCAGCGUGCCGAUCAUCCAGGUUCCGAGCCUGGCGACCCGGAGUAG
This is a messenger RNA of Thermochaetoides thermophila DSM 1495, 1293 nucleotides long. RefSeq lists its product as uncharacterized. The record is from RefSeq and is a predicted model, not a curated record. Lineage: Eukaryota; Fungi; Ascomycota; Sordariomycetes; Sordariales; Chaetomiaceae. The coding region runs from base 1 to 1293 and encodes 430 amino acids. The transcript is spliced from 5 exons.